AUGUCCUUGUGGGAAAAGGUCAGCAGCAAUUCCCAGCUAGUGAUACACCAGAGGACUCACACAGGAGACAAACCCUUUGAAUGUCCUGCCUGUGGGAAAGGUUUCAGUCAGAAGUCCCACCUGUUGAGACACCAGAGGACUCACACAGGAGAGAAACCCUUUGAAUGUCCUGUUUGUGGGAAAAGUUUCGGUCACAAUUCCCACUUGGUGGUACACCAGCGGCUUCACACAGGAGAGAAACCUUUGAAUGUCCUGACUGUGGGAAAGGUUUUCAGUCAGAAUUCCGACCUAGUGAUACACCAGAGGACUCACACAGGAGAGAAACCCUUUGAAUGUCCUGACUGUGGGAAAGGAUUUAGUCGGAAUGCCAAUCUAGUGAUACACCAGAGGACACACACAGGAGAAAAACCCUUUGAAUGUCCUGAAUGUGGGAAAGGUUUCAGUCAGAAUUCCGACCUAGUGAUACACCAGAGGACUCACACAGGAGAAAAACCCUUUGAAUGUCCUGACUGUGGGAAGUGUUUCAGUCAGAAGUCCCACCUGUUGAGACACCAGAGGACUCACACAGGAGAGAAACCCUUUGAAUGUCCUGACUGUGGGAAAGGUUUCAGUCACAAGUCCACCCUGUUGAGACACCAGAGGACUCACACAGGAGAGAAACCUUUGAAUGUCCUGGACUGUGGGAAAGGUUUCAGUCAGAAUUCCCACCUAGUGAUACACCAGAGGACUCACACAGGAGAGAAACCCUUUGAAUGUCCUGACUGUGGGAAAGCUUUCAGUCAGAAUUCUCAACUGAAGACACACCAGAGGACUCACACAGGAGAGAAACCUUUCGAAUGUCCUGACUGUGGGAAAAGUUUCAGUCAGAAUUCCGACCUAGUGACACACCAGAGGACUCACACAGGAGAGAAACCUUUUGAAUGUCCUCACUGUGGGAAAUGUUUCAGUCACAAGUCCAGCUUGUUGAUACACCAGAGGACUCACACGGGAGAGAAACCCUUUGAAUGUCCUGUUUGUGGAAAAAGUUUCAGUCACAAUUCCCACCUGGUGGUACACCAGAGGACUCACACGGAAGAGAAACUCUUUGAAUGUCCUGACUGUGGGAAAAGUUUCAGUCACAAUUCCGACCUGGUGGUACAUCAGAGGACUCACACAGGAGAGAAACCUUUUGAAUGUCGUGACUGUGGGAAAAGUUUCAGUAACAGGUCCAACCUGGUGACACACCAGAGGACUCACACGGGAGAGAAACCCUUUGAAUGUCCUGUCUGUGGGAAAUGUUUCAGUCACAAGUCCAGCCUGUUGAUACACCAGAGGACUCACACAGGAGAGAAACUAUAGGAGUGUCCGAUUUGUGGGACAAGUUUCAGUUCCAAUUUCUGCCAGGUACAAGACUUGAGGACUCACACAGGAGAGAAAUCAUAUCCUUGUCUGCUGCUUUUUCACGCUUCUGAUGGGCCGCUUAUGCUUGUAGCCGAAUGAGAAGAAAGACACCGGACAAAUCCUUCUUGUGAUAAGCU
This is a messenger RNA of Thamnophis elegans (Western terrestrial garter snake), 1517 nucleotides long. RefSeq names its product zinc finger protein 33B-like. The record is from RefSeq and is a predicted model, not a curated record. The transcript is spliced from 3 exons. Gene Ontology annotation, molecular function: DNA-binding transcription repressor activity, RNA polymerase II-specific. Gene Ontology annotation, biological process: negative regulation of transcription by RNA polymerase II. NCBI's taxonomy places the organism in Eukaryota, Metazoa, Chordata, Lepidosauria, Squamata, Natricidae. The coding region runs from base 1 to 1338 and encodes 445 amino acids.